This is a messenger RNA of Camelus dromedarius (Arabian camel), 1059 nucleotides long. It is a transcript of the gene DNAJC15, whose product is annotated as DnaJ heat shock protein family (Hsp40) member C15. The transcript is spliced from 6 exons. The record is from RefSeq and is a predicted model, not a curated record. NCBI's taxonomy places the organism in Eukaryota, Metazoa, Chordata, Mammalia, Artiodactyla, Camelidae. Gene Ontology annotation, biological process: protein import into mitochondrial matrix. Bases 509 to 877 code for a protein of 122 amino acids. Gene Ontology annotation, cellular component: PAM complex, Tim23 associated import motor. Gene Ontology annotation, molecular function: ATPase activator activity.
AAAAAAAAUUAAAAAGCCAAAGAAAAAGCAGGCUGAGAGAAAGGCAGAAGUGAUUCUCCAUACAGCCUUGUUAAGUAAUUGAUCAGACAUUCAAGAAAUAGUGAUUAAAUACCUGCUCUGUGCAAGAUUGGGCAAUGAUUCAACUAUGGUGUGAGAACUGUUUAAAACACGGAUUUGCAAGGUUCUGUACCUGUAGGUCCGGGGAGAGUCCUGACAUACAUGUUUUUUAAAAGGUCCCGGAUGACUCUGCUGUGUGCUGGGUUGACCACUGCUGUCAUAAUGCUGGCUGCACAGAGGUGAAAGAAGGCUCUCGCCUCACGUCACCCGUAUUCUAGAGGUGCAAACAAACGUUAAUGCCACCAUGGGAUACGGCAAAGAACAAGACGAUGUGUAAGACUGGUGGAUGCUCGGGGAAACUAGGGAUUAGCCCUUGGAAUAAUUCAAAGAAAAGGAACAUUUGAGAGCAAGCAACAAAAUUCAAGGAAUUCAUUGAGAAGAAGGAGGCGGGAUGUCAGAGGUUUACACAGACAAGGCAAGAAGUUUGAUAACUGUAGGUCUGGGUAUUGCAGCUCUUGGAUUUGCAGGUCGCUGUGCAUUUCAGAUCUGGAAACCUCUAGGACAAGUAAUCGCAGAAACUGCAAAGAAGAUUUCAACUCCUAGCUUUUCAUCCUACUAUAAAGGAGGAUUUGAACAGAAAAUGAGUAGACGAGAAGCUAGUCUUAUUUUGGGUGUAAGCCCAUCUGCUGGCAAGGCCAAGAUUAGAGCAGCUCACAGGAGAAUCAUGAUUUUGAAUCACCCAGAUAAAGGUGGAUCUCCUUACUUAGCAACCAAAAUUAAUGAAGCAAAAGACUUGCUAGAAGCAACCACCAAACAUUGAUUGAUGCUCAAGGACCACUCUGAAGGAAAGAAAAGGGACCCUAUUUAAAAAAAAAAAAAAGUCCUGCAAACUGGUCUAAACCAUGGCUGUUAAAAAUUUCAUACACAGACUGACCACUUCUUCCACUACUAAGCUGUAUAAUAAUAAAAGACCAAUAGUCUGUCUUUGUAUUACCUUUUAAA